This is a messenger RNA of Zerene cesonia (dogface butterfly), 2737 nucleotides long. RefSeq lists its product as uncharacterized. Bases 401 to 2419 code for a protein of 672 amino acids. The transcript is spliced from 5 exons. The record is from RefSeq and is a predicted model, not a curated record. Lineage: Eukaryota; Metazoa; Arthropoda; Insecta; Lepidoptera; Pieridae.
AAAACUCUAUGGAAUUUUUAAUUACAUUUUUUUAUUUAAAUAAACGUGGUUUCUUGCGAAGUGAGCCGCGUGCGCUGCGAUUUUUGGGUAUCUUAAGUAUCCUAAUAUACCAAGUGUGAAGUGAAUGACCUACAUUGGGGCCGCGCCUUACCAAAUUGCACGCCUAGACUGAUCACUGAAGCGCGCAUGUCAGGCGUCAGCCGCCCUGCGUGUAAUGCAAUUGAUUUUUCCGAACGCUUCUUUGAUCGUUUCAUUGAUUAAUGCGAAGUCUUUUUCAAUAGACUUGUAAAACACCAAAUUAUAUGUAUCUGUACUAUUCGUGGUCUAGCCGCCCGACUCGGCUUCGGUCGUGUUAACCGGGACAUAAAGAUUAAAACUAUUACUGAGAAAAAUCAAAAACAUGAGGCAACUCAAAGCAAGUCUUUGGGUAGUAACGACUGGUUCUAUAUUGAUCACAUUCGUGAUAUAUCAUCUCUAUCGCACUCCGGUUGUGCCUCGCUCCCAGCGUCCAACUAGUGCCAUCACUACAGAAAAGAGUUCAGCUAGUCUUGAGGACGAUGCAGACUACAAACCUUUAAAGCACAUACCGCUUGAUGAAGUAUAUAAAAAUCCAUUGGAAAAUGACACGGACUACUCCUUGGAAAGAGAUGAAUACGCCAAAGCCCAAAUGAUAAAUACUGCAGGCUGCAAAAUUCCAUUAGCCAUGGUGUCUUUCGAGAAACGCGAACGAAAACCUAAGCUAGACGUAUGUGGACAGCGAGCUGUGUUUUUAAAUAAAAUAGAUCUCGACCGGGUCCGUGUUACAGUCAAUGACCAUAUUCUGAAGAAGAAUAUGAGCUACAGCAAUUAUCGCUGCUGCCUACGGUUUUACAUAAAAGCUGAAGGAGAAAAUGAAAACAUAAAAAGAAAUUUUGUCUAUUAUAGAUACUCCAGUUGCUAUAAAUGUGAAGAUGGUGAUACGUUUGCUUUGGAAAGCGACUUUAUCAAUGUACAAUGUUUUGGUUAUGAUGACCAAAAUGAAUCGCAUAUGAUUUAUGAAGACAUGUACGCUUUCGCAAAACAAAAAACUCCACCUCAAGUGAAGAAAGAUUGUGACGAGAAAUACAAUAUACUGAUGUUGGGGAUGGAUUCCAUGUCCUUACCUAGAUUUGUUCAAACUAUGACUGAUACGGUUCUAUUUAUGAAAAACAACUUUUGGUUAAAUUACAGGGGAUAUCAUAAGGUGGGAGAUAAUACAUUUCCUAAUUUGAUGGCAGCUUUGACGGGCUUAAAUAUGACACUUGUUUCCGAUAAAUGCUAUGGUCAAAUGGAUGGUUGCAAUGAUCUUAUGAUUUGGAACACAUUUAAAGAGUCCGGCUACAUUACAGCAUAUGGUGAAGAUCAUUUGACGCUUCCAGAUACAUUUAGUAAGAAUUACACGUUCAAAUUUCCUCCGACCGAUCAUUACAUAAGACCAUUCUUCCAAUUAGCUGAGAAGACAAAGAAUGUCGAUGGUGUUCCAUACAUGUGUUCAGGAAAAGCAACCUCGGGACAACAAUUAUUGGACUACGCAUAUGACUUCGUAACAACUUACAAAAAUGACUCGUUUUUCGGACUAUUCUGGAUGAACUCUUUUAGUCACAACCCCAUGAAUCGACCUGAGGAUGCAGAUAAAAUGUUUGAAAACUUUUUCAACCGUCUCUUUUAUACUGGAGCUUUAUCCAACACAUUCGUUAUAUUCUUUAGUGAUCAUGGAUUACGUUUCGGUCCAAAUCGUUACAAAGUGGAAGGUUACUAUGACGACCGCAUGCCAUUUUUGUUCAUUUUACCACCAACAACAUUUAAGUCGAAACAUCCAGAAAAGUAUAAAGCAAUGGCAAUCAAUCAGUUCCGAUUGAUGACUCCUUACGACCUAUACUACACAAUGCUAGAAGUGUUUCGCAUGGGUCUAUGUAAAACUUCGCGUACUCUGACCGUACCAACGGUAUUUCAUAAACAUCAAAGCAUUUUUAGUGUCAUAACCGGAAAUCGCACUUGUCAAGACGCUCGCAUUCACGAUAAGUGGUGUAGUUGUCACAAAUUGUUUCCUCUCGACGAGCAUGAUACGGAAGGUUCAAAGGCGAUUCAAUUUGUAUUUGCCAGCGUUCAGAAUAAAUCUUUGUCGGUUGUUACUAAACCUUGUACCACUUGCAACAGUAUGAAGCUUGAUAAAGUUGUCCGCAUACAUUUUUACUAUGACAAUGAUAAGGUAAAUCUGUACUAUGUUAUCGCAAUCAAAAUAGUUCCGGGCGAUGUUAUUUACGAAGCGACUGUUUUGCGCCAGGAAUCUGAUAUGGAGAUCGUCGGACCAAUUAAUAUUUUAACUGUCUACAAAGGUCUCGGUUCUUGUUCUUUGCGCCAUAAAGAUCGCAUUUUCUGUAUCUGUAAGAACGAUUGUUAGGUAAGCUUAAUGUAAGUCUACUAUCAUGUUUAUUAUAAGUAACGUUUUGAAACUCCUAUUAACUUUGUAAUUCUAUACUGUUGUUCAUAAUAUAAUUUAAGAUUUUAUUAAAUUUUUUACAACUAAAUUAACGAACAAUGAUUUCGUUUGUCUGUGAUACUUUAUACUUAACUAUAAUUUUUUUAUGCCAGUAUUCAAGUAGACGUCCUGAAUUAGAUAUUUUUGUAAUUUAGUUUUUAAAUGCUUCAAUUUUUCUAUUUAUUUUUAUAAAAGUAUACUCAUAUACCUACUAGUAAUGUAAUCAUAAUAAUAACUGAA